Pundamilia nyererei is the source of this 2218-nucleotide messenger RNA. It is a transcript of the gene pomk, whose product is annotated as protein O-mannose kinase. The coding region runs from base 404 to 1258 and encodes 284 amino acids. The record is from RefSeq and is a predicted model, not a curated record. Gene Ontology annotation, biological process: carbohydrate phosphorylation; protein O-linked glycosylation; protein phosphorylation. The transcript is spliced from 2 exons. Gene Ontology annotation, cellular component: endoplasmic reticulum membrane. Gene Ontology annotation, molecular function: ATP binding; carbohydrate kinase activity; protein kinase activity. Lineage: Eukaryota; Metazoa; Chordata; Actinopteri; Cichliformes; Cichlidae.
UGUGUGUAUUGGCUAAGUUUGUAUGUGUAUCAAAUAAAUGUAAUGUCAAGAGAUUCCAUGUUAAUUUCCCAUUGUAACUUUAGCAACUUAUCAUAGUUGUGACACUGGACAACAUGUCACAACAAAAUACAAAGUACGCUGAUGUUAUACAGAUCCCACAUUGUUUAAUGUUCAAAAAAGAAAGUUUUAGGGCAAAUUGCUUGUAACUUAAUUGUAACAUUCACAUUCGUUGCCAUGAAAAAAAAAUCUCUCUUGAGCUCUUGAGAGUGCCUCUUGAUGAGGUGCAGAGGUGGACGAUGAACUCUACCUGGAUGUCUAUUGUCUCAUGUAGUCUUUUACUGAAUUCACUAAAUGCCAGAGUGGGUGUAAUUUACCUCUGCAGUGGAGUCGGGGGGGUCGCCCCAUGCUCUGUGGUGGUGCUACUGCUGUGGGCCCGUGUCUUGAGUCGCCUGGGCCCCCUGCUUUUGAUGGCUUCUGGGGAAUGAGGGUUUAUUUGGCAGAGUGGAGAGGCCAGAAGGUAGCUCUGUCAAGGCUAUCAUCUCUCAAUUACUUGGAGGAUUUUCUCCAUGGAUUGUCAAUGUUACAGGCCCUGCAGAGCCCCCAGGUGGUUCAAUUGGUGGGGUUUUGCCUUGAAGAGCACAUCAUUUUGACAGAACACCACCCGUUUGGCUCAUUGCUUAAUCUGGAUGAUGUUCUUGAAAAAGAGCAUUACCAGCAACACAACAAUUGGGAGAUGCGGCUGAGGCUAGCUAUAGAUUACGUCACCAUCCUCCAUUACCUUCAUAACAGCCCAGUUGGGCGACGAGUUAUGUGCGAUUCAAACAGCCUUGAGAAAACUCUGUCCCAAUUUCUACUGACAAAUGACUUUCAUCUAGUAGUGAAUGACCUUGAUGCACUUCCUGAAGUGGAUAUGUCCAGAAACUUGUCAGUGAAAUGUGGCCAUCGGGAGGUCACUGGAGAUUUUGUUGCCCCAGAGCAGCUAUGGCCAUUCAGAAACAAUGGAAAGCCAUUUUCAGACAAUCUCAUGCCAGAGUAUGAUGAGAAGACCGAUAUUUGGAAGAUCCCAGAUGUGACGUGGUUCCUUAUGGGAAAGGUACCUGGUGGGGAUUUAGUCCAUUUCCAUCUUUUUCAGAUCCAUGAGAAGUGCAAGAAGAAGGAUCCCACCGACCGCCCUUCAGCUUUUGAUGUUUUGAAGGUUUACAAAUCAGUCUACAGCAGCAUGGUACGAGACAGUGCUGGGUUUAGAGAUAUGCUGUAGAGCAGCAGUCCCAAACCCCUGCCACAUUGAUCAACAUCCAAUGAUCAAAGACCCGGACCAAUGACUUUACCUUUUUCACAUAAAUAGCCUCCUUGACUCCACACUCAAACCAGUGUGUCUCACUAUCCAGGAUGUGUAAGUGCUAUGUCCAGAUGAACAGAUAAGAUGUGGUCCCAAAUGGAGCUAUUUUAUUUCAUUUUAGUUAUUUACAUAUACUAAUGGCAAGGAUCCAGUUUGAUUAUAAAUAGAUUUAUUAGAGGUUGAAUUAGUCUGCUACAGUGGAUCAUAAUGGCUUGUCAGUGGCUUUAUCAGUGAACAAGACAUUGUUUUAAUUUUUUUUAUGCUUCUUACCCUGAAAACAAUCUAAUAAGUAGCCUUUUUUUUUUUACAGAGAAAAGAGCAGUUAAUUAUACAGAACAACCAACAAUCUGCAGCCUACCUGGGUCUCACUUGCUGUUCGUUUAAAUUAGCAGUUUAGAAUGUUUAGAAUAAAUGGUAGAUCACAAAAAGUUAGGAUAAACCUGCUCUUUACAUUUCCCAUUGUUUAGAUAAUUUUCCCCUUUGGUUGAUAUUUUAAAUCCCAUAUGGACCAAGGUUUGUUACCUGGUUCUAAAAACGAAUAGAAAAUAGAAAAUGCAAUGUUUGUUUUCUCGUGAUUUGAACUGUUCUGUUUUCUUAUUCCACCUUAUGGCUGGAAUAGUAUAAUGUUCAGACAUUAUUUAUUUAUUUGUAACCGCAUCAAAGACAUAUACAUUAAAUAUUGAAAUUCAACCUCAUGGUUACUUCUCCGUUUAGGUGACAUAGUACACUUUUGAUUGAUCAGGUCUGUGAAUAUGUAACCAUUUAUGACUAUUACUAUAAGAAAUGGACAUUAAUCAAAUUUAAAAAGCCACUUUUUGUUUUUUGAGUCUUAUUUGUUUUGGGAUAUGGAUGCUGGGCUUUGGGGUAGACAUUUUCUUU